This is a messenger RNA of Saprolegnia diclina VS20, 693 nucleotides long. RefSeq lists its product as hypothetical. NCBI's taxonomy places the organism in Eukaryota, Oomycota, Saprolegniomycetes, Saprolegniales, Saprolegniaceae. The transcript has a single exon. The record is from RefSeq and is a predicted model, not a curated record. The annotation marks the transcript as partial.
GCAACAAGCGCCAUGGCCAACUGGGACGCUAUCGAGGACCUCCAUCCGACCAUCUUCGCCCACGCUGGCGUACUCACGCAGUGGCUCAACGGCACCUUGAAGCAGGAUACCUCGGACGAAGACGUGGCCGCGGAGCUGUGGGCCGACGUGGCCUCGGAACUGUGGGCCGACGCCUUUCGCCUCGACUGGCCCGGCGACCUUGCGACGUUGCCGAGAGCCUACCUCGGUCCGCAGCGCUUUCGCUUGAUCCGCUCCAAGGACAUGUACAAGCGCGUGAUGCAAGUCUUGUACGACGGCAAAGAGAUCCAAGGAGGUAUGACACACGACGUCGCCUUCUACGCGGAUGCGUCCAACGCUUCGUACGGGGACGACUCAAUCGUGGUCCCCGAGAUCAUGGGUGCACCCAUGGAAAACGUCUGGCUCGACGAGCUCGAGUCGCUGCUCAAGACCCCGAAGGCCCUUGCGACGGCGGCAGCGCUCGGCGGCCACGCGCGUCUUCUCGAGUACCUCGUGCGCGAGAAGGGCAUCAACCUCGCCGAAAUGGUGUAUCUGCACUGCCCUGUCAUCGGUUUUGCCAUGGAUAUGAUCGCCUACUACGGCCACCUCGGGACGCUGCAGCUGCUUCACGAGGCAGGAUCGACCGGGUGCACGGUCGCGGCCAUGGACAACGCGGCGUCCAACGGCUUUCUGGAC